Molecule: messenger RNA, 1113 nt
Organism: Miscanthus lutarioriparius
Lineage: Eukaryota; Viridiplantae; Streptophyta; Magnoliopsida; Poales; Poaceae
Source: the annotation of a GenBank genome assembly
AUGGGCCUCUCGCGUCGGUUUCUGAAUCUGAUCGUGGACAACCGCAUCCAGGGAGCCAAAUCGCUGUGCUCCAUUGAUCUGAGGCGACACAAGUUGUUCAACACAACAACGCCAGCACCCAAAGGAAACGCCCUGGCUUUGAACAAGAUUCGGCUUCCCAGCCCCAGCCUCAGCAUGCGGACAUCAGAUUCCGAUCUCAAGGACCAACGGGUUCACUUCUUCCCGGCUGCGGCGGAUCAGAGGGCGUUCUGCUUGGACCAGCUAGGGCGCGGGUUCCUCCUGGAGGCGGACACGCCCCGCAUGGUGAUGAUGCCUUGCCUCCACAGACCCAAGCUGGAACCCAUCUCCCUCUACAUCCCUUGCGCCGGGCCUGAUUUCGAUGACCUCGACGGCGGCGGCGGCGGCAACCUUUUCAUCAUGGACAGGAGGGUUGCCAAGCCAGAGCCCGGGGGUGUCAGCGACGGCGGUGGCGGCUUUCAGUUUGAGGCCUUGGUUUACCGCAAGCCCUCGUUCGGUGGGUUCCUGUCCAAGACAUGGCACUGCGAUCUGCUCCCGCCGCUGCCGCCACACGUUGGUGGCUCCGGUCACAGCUGUCUAGAAAUCAGCUCCUACGGUGUUGUCGGCUCUCAGGUCUGCAUAUCCGUGGAUGGUGAUGGCACCUACUGCUUGGCCGCCGUGAGCAACACCUAUUGCUGGAGUGAAGUGGGCAAGUGGACCUUGCCCUUCCAAGGUGAAGUUCACUACGCACCUGAGCUCAAGCUCUGGUUUGGCUUCACUGCCGAGGACCAGAACCUGGCUGCUGCCGACCUCUCCGCCAUGGAUUCCCGUUCCCAGCCACAUCUCCUGAACUCUUGGAAGGAACUUGAGCCACCCAAGGGAUGGCAGCAGGUACAGGAUCCUCAACUUGUCAGCCUUGGCUCUGGCAUGUUCUGCAUCGGGAGGUUCUUUCGCACCGACAUGGAUGAUUGCCAGAAUGUUACUGUCCUGACCGGUGUGGAGGUUGUCCGUGGUGUCAAUGUCUUGCCUGGCACAGCGGAUCUUCGGAUGGUCAAGCACAAAUCACUAUGUCACAAGUCGGGAUGUAGCGAGGACACCAUCACAGCGGUUUUCUGA